AUAAACAACCUUCCGAUCGCACUUUCACUUUUUUUGCAAACAGUUCGGAACCGGAAAAGAAAUAUCUCUCGAGAUAAUAUAUUCAACUCAGCUGUACCAUAGUGAAACAACCAAUCCAACGUGGCCAGGUGAAUUGAUCGCUUCGAGUUCAGUGUUUUGCAGACUGCGCCUCCAUCAUGUCAGCAUGCCGCGUGAGAACACCGCAUAAAAUUCGUUCACUAAUAAAAGUCACCGGCCUGGGAGCAGCUGUGUUCAGCGCGUACAGCGUGUAUCGUGGAGAUGAAAAAUUCUACAACGGCGUGUUUAUGCCAUUCGUGAGGCUAAUACCACCGGAAACAGCCCAUGAUCUAGCGGUUCUUGGAGUGAAAUGGAAACUCUUUCGCCCAAAGUAUCAGGAUCCGGAGCGGCUGCGAACGAACUUGCUUGGAUUAAGCUUCAGCAACCCGGUGGGAAUUGCGGCCGGUUUUGACAAGCACGGCGAGGCCGUCCCCGGGCUAGAACUGAUUGGAUUCGGAUUUGUAGAGAUUGGUUCCGUUACGCCUGAGCCGCAACCGGGUAACCCACGGCCACGUAUAUUUCGGUUGAACGAAGACAAGGCCAUCGUAAACCGAUAUGGGUUCAAUAGUGAGGGCCACGAUGUGGUAUACGACCGAUUGCGUGAAUCACGGGAAAAACAGGAGACAGGAAAAAAAGCCGCCCUGGGUAUCAAUCUAGGUAAAAACAAGCUUUCCCAGGACGCAAUACAGGACUACGUUCAAGGUGUGAAGCGUUUCGGUGCCCUGGCGGAUUAUCUGGUCAUUAACGUAAGCAGCCCGAAUACGGUCGGUCUUCGUGCGAUGCAAAGCAAAGGUACCCUACAGACGUUACUGACGGAGGUGCUGAAAGCACGCUCUACCUUACCGGAAAACGAACGGCGGCCGAUAUUGUUGAAGCUUGCGCCGGACCUGUCGGACGAAGACCUGAAGGAAAUUGUCGACGUGAUUCGGAUCAAAGCGUGUGCCGUGGACGGAUUGAUUGUGUCCAACACAACCAUCGACCGGCCAACAACGUUGAAAAGCAACAAUGCCGGUCAGCUGGGCGGAUUAAGUGGGCCACCUUUGAAACAACGAUCCACUGCGAUGGUCGCCAAGGUGUACAAGAUGACGCAGGGAAAAGUGCCCAUCAUCGGUGUGGGUGGGAUAUUUACGGGUGAAGAUGCAUUUGAAAAGAUUGAAGCCGGCGCCAGUGCAGUGCAACUGUACACAUCGUUCAUCUUCCAUGGACCGCCGGUGGUGCCGAAAAUUAAACGAGAGCUUGAUGCCUUGCUGGAGCAACAUGGUUACUCGAGCGUGCAGGAUGCCGUUGGAAAGGGUGCCGACAAGUAUUUGUCUUAAAAGUGAAAUUCUCAGGAAUUAGUUUAAGCAAAAAGUUUCGAAAUAUAUAUUGUACAUAAUU
This is a messenger RNA of Anopheles coustani, 1434 nucleotides long. RefSeq names its product dihydroorotate dehydrogenase (quinone), mitochondrial (gene Dhod). The record is from RefSeq and is a predicted model, not a curated record. Gene Ontology annotation, molecular function: dihydroorotate dehydrogenase activity. Gene Ontology annotation, cellular component: mitochondrial inner membrane; cytoplasm. The transcript has 2 exons. Gene Ontology annotation, biological process: pyrimidine ribonucleotide biosynthetic process; 'de novo' pyrimidine nucleobase biosynthetic process. The coding region runs from base 177 to 1373 and encodes 398 amino acids. Lineage: Eukaryota; Metazoa; Arthropoda; Insecta; Diptera; Culicidae.